Messenger RNA from Trametes versicolor FP-101664 SS1, 581 nucleotides. RefSeq lists its product as uncharacterized. The transcript has 3 exons. Bases 1 to 426 code for a protein of 141 amino acids. The record is from RefSeq and is a predicted model, not a curated record. Lineage: Eukaryota; Fungi; Basidiomycota; Agaricomycetes; Polyporales; Polyporaceae.
AUGGCCACCAACACAGAAACGCCAACAUACCCUCUCCCUCGCUAUGUCUUCAAGAUCUUGCCUUCGGCACCGCCCACACCCAUACCCUCCGCGCUGCCGCUAAGCGACCUAGAUCGGCAAGACGGCUUCAUUCACCUCUCCACAGCCGCUCAGGUGCCUACCACCGCAUCUCUGUUCUUCACCACGCACACCACACUCGCGCUGCUCAAAGUCGACACGCGUCCUACGCUCGAGCAGGGCGGCGUAUAUCGCUGGGUCAGCGAUCUCCCCGGUUGCCCUCAUCUGUACUCGCCACGCGAGGGCGAGUGGAUCGACUUGGGAAGCGACAACGUGAGUGACUGGAAGGAAGUGCGCAGGGAGGAGGGCCAGGAGUGGGAGGAUGCUUUGAAGCCGCUCAGUGAAGAGGGCUGGUUGGCCGAUGAAUAAACGGGAGGCCUCUUUACCUCAAUGCGAUUUGCACCGCACACCACCACUGUCUCAUUAUAAACAUGAACUCCUCGGGGGUGACUUAUCUACCGGACCACCCAUAUGACUAACUGGUCUAUUAUCACUCGAGUAUGAUCUAAUGCGGCAGCUGGCGC